CCAGAACCUACAAAUAUUGCUGAUAACUUACCUGAAACAUCUGAAGUAGUUAAUGACACUGAGACGACACAGCAUGAAGGUCGCGUUAUCAAAGUCAAAAAAUCACAUAAAAAGCAAGAGCCAGUAUCGUCCGGGACUACAGAUAAUGUUCCACCCGAAACGAUAACUCAUGCUGAAGCAAGUUCCAACAGUGAAAAAAUUGUAAACAAUUCUCAUAGUGGCAUAAAAACUAGGCGAUCAAAAUCAAAAGAGAUUCAUCAGACUGAAUUAAAUUCAGAAAUCAUUAAUAACGUAGAUACUCCACAAAUUAACUCGGCAAUUGCUAGUGUUUCUAGUGACGUACCAUCUGUAAGUUUCAAAACAGGAAGUGUUGACAUUGCGACACCCUUGACAGAAAGUGUUACAAAUGACAGUAAUGUCUCGCCGAAAAUUUCUAAGCAGAAAAAGGCUACCAAAGAAGUAGCACCGGUCCAGCAAACUUUGACACCGAUAACCACUGCAUUGAAAAUAGAUACGAAUUUGGUCACCGUUACAAAUGAUAGCGUUCAGCCGAAAGUUGUAUCGCCUCUGUCACAAAACGCAGUACCAAACAACAUCACACGAGAAAUAAUUGAAGAAAAAUCUCCUGGAAAAAGCGUUCAGCCGAAGGUCGUGUCGCCACUGUCACAAAACGCAGUACCAAACAACAUCACACGAGAAACAAUUGAAGAAAAAUCUCCUGGAAAAAGCGUUCAGCCGAAGGUCGUAUCGCCACUGUCACACAACGCAGUACCAAACAACAUCACACGAGAAACAAUUGAUGAAAAAUCUCCUGGAAAAACUACAUCCGAAAGUCAUGAUUCUUUCAUGGAUUUAAAGGAUAAGAUCUCAAUUGAAGAAUUGCCACCACCUCCAAACGAUCCAACAAAGAAAUGCGUUCGCAUCAAGCUACCAAACGGCAAGACUUUCAAAGCUACUAUAUUCGGCAAGAUGCAUGUCAGUUUCGAGUCCAUAUUUUCAGAUCCAGCGCUCAAAUCGACUUUGCUGACAAACUUGAACGAAACUAAACGAUACACUGUGAAUAUAAAGCAAGUCUCGACGACUGCCAAAGACAACCCUAGGAAGAUUGUUGAAGCACACAUAGAAGAGGUCAAUAUACAAACCAGAGAGAAAGUACCCAUAGAAACUGUUAACUUAUUGAGCGAUGAUGAAGAGGACAACCAAUCCGGUAAGAUGCAGAUUUAUAAAACGGAGUUUGGCGAACACAAGGCAGUAGCCAUAGAUGUAAAUGACUACAAAAAGCAUCAAAACAAAUUAAAAACGAAAUGUUUUGUAAAACUAACCAAAUUGAAUGAACCUGAAUCAAGUAUUGGUAAUGAAGAACUCACUAACUUAUUGCCUCACGACUUGGAUGAGAUGGUAGAAGUGGGCAUUCUGGAUAAGAUUAUGGAACGUCCUAACACCAGCUCUUCUGAUGAAGAGCUUCCGCAACUUCUGCCUUGCGACUUAGAUGGGUUGGAAGUCGUGAAUAGUCCACAUAAAGUUGUGAAACCUCCUGUGACAAGUACUCCCAACGAAAAGCUGCCGAAUUUACCGAAAGUUACGCACGACUUUCGUGUUAUUGACAAAAUUAAGAGAUCCAUGGAUACUGCUGCUAAAGUAGAUUUACCGAAUGUAUUAAGCAGUCCUAUUGUAAUAGACGACGAUGAUAAGGAUGAACCUAUUGCGCCGCCCAUUCCAAUGGCUAAAGUACUAAUACCGGAUGUCAUAGAAAUUGACGAUUCUUCUAAUGACAGCAUAAAUGCUCCAGAAACUGACACAGUCAUUUCUGAAAAUGAAAUAAACAAGGUAGUUGAGACUGCAUUGCAACAACCAUUACCACAAAUACCUAGUUGCUCGAACGAAGCUCUUAAAAUUCAGGACGAAGAUAUAGACGAAUUGAAAAAGCUACUAUUAAAAGAUCUUGGCGUUGAUGUUUCUAAUGUAGAAGAUAAACAAGAAAACGCCGAGUCUUCUGAUGAACCUGCGGUGAUAGAAGAUUUAAAAGAAGACCAAAAAGCCCCAAUAGAAACUAAAGAAUGCUUCGUGAGGCUGGAAAACUGCGAUGCAUUAGCUGAAGAAUAUGAAAAGAAAAGAAUAAUCAAGCAAAAGGUUGUGGUUGAUCUCAUUAGAUGUGAUGAUUUUAUUUCCAUGUCAUCGGUUGAUGCUGCUGAAGAUAAUGAUUCCGUAGAAAAUUGUUCAGAUGAUUUAAUAGAUUUAGAAGCUGUAGAUGCUAAUAGUAGUUUUAAUUCUGAUUCUGAACCUAGGAGGAGAUCUAGAAGUGGGUCAUUCUCCUUAUUAGAAACAUUCCCAGAUUAUAUUGACGAAAAAGUUGAGUCAUCUUGUGAAUAUGGCAGGAGUUCGCCUGUAAUGGAUGUUUUUGACACCAUAGCUGCUUUGAAAAAAUUGCAACACUCAACAACGAAUGAUUUAAAUGAAAAGUUGGAUGAGAUGUCUUCUGACAUCUAUGAACAUGACAGAUCUUCACCCGUGAUGGAGGUUUUCGAAACGAUUGCAUCUUAUCGAAGACUUCUCGACGCAACAUCUACUAAAGACAUGGUUCUAGAAAAAUUGGAUUGUUGCUGUGAAUGGUACAUUACAAAGCGUGAUCUACACUUGGCCGGUGAAAGAAUUGCAGCUAUUGUAAUCAAAUAUUCAGAUAUCUCUGCUGAGACUGGAGAUAAUUCGCUUGCUACGAUUCCCGAGACUUCCACUCCCGUCGAUCAAUCUUCUGAGCUGACUACAGAAGUUGUUCCAACGCUGAAGACGCUUACUGCAAAAUUGUUCUUAACUGAUCAAAUUCUAAACCGACUAAGGCCUUACAGCUUAAAAAGGAAACUACGCAAUGCUGAUGAUAGGGGUGUUGCCAAUAAAUUAUUGAAGGUUGUGAUUAACAUUCCAUCAAAAUUAAGCGAAUGUAUUGAUGUAUCUAAGGGUACCAUUACUAGUAAGGCUCCAGAUGACAAUACUAACCUGCUUGUACCGCCGCAAGGUGUUCAAAAGUCAAAAGAAGUUGAGUCUGAUUUACACGAUGAUAGCCUAAUAGACACAGAAGAGUCGGCUCAAGAUCACUGCCAACCUGCAGUUCAAUUAUUAGAAAAUGUCGUUGAAGACCAAACAAAUUACUUAAAGGAUAUCGAGUUCGAAGAAACAGCAAGUGACUUAAUUGUCGACCACAAUCUUGAUUCAUCUGAAAACAUUGAUAAUACAGUUCAUCAAGACGAAGAACACAAGACUGAAAAGUUAUUUGAUGACAUCCAAAAGGAUCAUUCAACAAAUGACGACCUAAUCAAUGACUUAAUUAGAGAAAUAAAUGCUUCAGACGUAAAAAAUAUCGAAAGGGUCAGUGAAAAUGUACAAGUAGAUUACGAAGCGACUGAAACUACACACAAUGAUGUUGACGACACGUCAGAUAUUUCGAUAUCUUUGCUUGAUGAAGUAGUGAAUUUGGAUAAUAAUAGUGAGAUUGAAGUCAAAAAUUGUAGUGAAAAUCAACGAGUAGAUGUCUCAGAAACUGUUUGCCAAGAAGAGGAUUUGAAAAGUGAGAACACAAAUAAAGAUGGCGAAAAUAUUUGUGACAGUCAAAUGUCCAGUACUGAAGAAGUUGGUCAAAAGUAUGCUGAGGAAUUGCCAAAUGAUUCAGAAACUUUGAUCAAUGGAAUUACGAUCUCGAAAACUGGCAUUGAGGCAGAAAGUAAUGAUACAGAAAAUGACAAAGAAAAUCAACGAGUGUUUGGUACACAAAAUUACAUUGAUAACUUACCUGACGUCACAGAAACUGUAUGCGAUGAAACAACAAACUCGAAAGACGAGACUGGCUUGAAAAAUGAAGAAAUACUCAGUGAAAUCCAUACAGUAGAUUCUGAACAAACUGUAGAAACACAAACUUAUGUUAAUCAGGUGCUGGCUGUUUCAGAAACAAUGAAUGAAAUUAGCGACGAAGUAGUUGAUAUCAAAAAUAAUGAGGAGAACCUAUCAGAUACCCACGAAAUUACACCAAUACAUGAUUGCGAUAGUCCAGAUUCCCAAAUAUCUAAUUUGGAUUGUCAAGAAAUCACACCAUCCAACACUGAAAUGGAAAUUCAGGCCGCUGAUGCUAACAAAUCUACUCCAAUUGAAGACGAGAAUACACCUGAUCCUGAAGAAGUGUGCGUUGAAAUUCCAAAAACUGAUAAUGAAAUUGAACAAAAUUUGGCAGAAGAGCAACACAUUGUAGAACCGAUGCAAGUUUUGAAUGAAACUGAAGAAAUAUCCAAGAAAACCCACACACCAAAACAUCUUGAAGAAAUGCCUGACGAGCCAGAAACUUCACGUGUAGAAACGGUUGAUACAAAUGAAGUUUCAGAAGCUGCAGGCGAUGAUAAAAUUGCCCCGACAACUGAUAAUUAUCGAAUGAAUCGAUCGAUCGAACCUGUUCAAGCGUAUGUCGAGGAAACAACGAUAUCAACGGAUUGUAGUUUCGAAGAAAGUCAUUCAACUGGUAACGAAAUAGUUCAAAUACCAAAUUGUGAUGGAAAGACACAAGAAACUUCAAACUCUGCCAAUAUUGUGGAAGACCAAAAUGAAACGCCAAAAGUAGAAUCAAUGAUUGUUUGCGAAGGAGUAGAUUCUAAAGUUGUAUGUGAAAAUCAUCCCAUCGAUUCUCAAGAAGUUGUUCAAACAUUUACAGAUAGUAUUCCAGAGCCAUUACAAAUAUCUAAAACUGUUAUUGACGAAAUAGUUGACUUAAUAGUUAGUCAGGAAAAUCAUCAAACUGAUUGUAACCUCAUGAAUGACACACAAGAACAGAUUGUAGAAGUGUCUGAAUCGCCAUAUUCGGUGUCGGAAGAGUCCUCUGAAAUAUGCAAAGAAACUAUUGAUUUACCUUCUGAGAAUGAAGAUUUGGAAAUUAAUUCCAAUAAUAAUACGCCAGAUCAUGAUGAGACCUUGCCUGAAGUUCUACUAAAAAAUUGUGACAGUAAUACAGAAUCAAAUACCGAACUGGUUCUUAACGACGUUCUCAGUCAAAAUAACAACGAAUUAAAUAACACAAAUGAAAUAUCACAACAAACAUCUUGUGAAAUGAUUAAAACAAAUCUAGGUGAAUGCAAUAAGAACCAAAUCCAGCAAGGUAAUGAUUGUGAUUUAAGCGUUAGUACAACCGACGUCACCGAGAUUGUGAGCAUGGAUCAAUUGCCUGAUGGGGACGUUAGCACACUACUACAGGAUAAUAACAGCCAAGAGCUUUGCGUAAGUGUUAGUGAGACGAGUUGUGAUAAUAAUACUGAAAAUGUUGACGCUGAACUUAGAAAUAGAAAGGUAGAAGAGGAUAUUGCGUCUGAAAAACUAACGGAAAGCUCAAUGGAAGAAGAUACUAAAAGGCCUGAUGAACUUUCAAACGAUCUAAAACUAGCUUUACCUGGAGAGAAUGAGAGGCAAGAGACUUUCGACAAUCAUGGUGAAAUAAACAUUGAAGUUGAAAUACCGGGUAAAGAUACUCAUGGUCUACCUGAUAAGCAAGAUACAUGUGCCCCAACACCUCCCAUUAGCUUCGAGUACCAAAUUGAAGUUGAACACGAUUCUGAAGAAUCUUUAGACAACAGUUCUAUAGUGAAUGAGCCUAACAGAAUUAGCCCUGUCAUAUUGAACAACUCGGAUGUCGAAAAAGAAAUUGUUAUUAGUGACGUAGAUGCUAAUGCCGAUGCAAACGAUACUCAAGAUUCUAUUAUCUUGCCACAAAUGAUAACUAUAGAAGAUGUAAGCAGAAUAACCAAAGCAGAAGAAGUGAAUAGCCCGUAUUCACAAAGUACUGAUGCCAAAGAUGAGAGCGAAACUGAAUGUGAUUACGACAAGACACAAAACAUACAACUUUUAGAUCACGGCUAUGCCUUCAUUGAUUCGCCUUUUAACAGAGAAUGUACAACGGUCAUUGAGACAGAAGUUUCUGAAUUUUGUGACAUAAGCCCAAUACAUAGCGAUGACGAAAAAGAUAAUAACGAAGUCAUUCUAAAUGGCAUAGAAUACGAAUUUCCAGAUGUAGGCACCUGCUAUGUUUUCCCCAUUGCCGAAUCUAGUGCAUCUUAUGACAGCGAUAUUUAUAAUGACAGCCCGGAAGAAAUAAUCCAAGUAACACAAGAAAUUUGUGAAGAUGGCACUGUUGACAACGUGAUAGAAACUAAAGAAAUUGCCGUCGAAGAACCAUUCCUCAAACUGAUCAUACCUAAACAUACGUACUCCAAUAUGUCCAGGAAGGACUCCAAAUUGUUCAAAAGAUCACUCAAGCGCAAAAUUGAUAUGUCAGACAUUAGAAUCGGCAGGAAAAGAUAUAGAAAAUCCAAAAAUAUUGAUUACCCAAGGACCACCGCUUCGGCCAUUUUAGAUACGGCUUACAGCAGAGAGUACAAGGGAGUAUUUGAUUACUGCAGCUCGUUAAAGUUUUCAUAUUCGCAGCCGUUUCACAAAGAGUUUGUAGAUGUUGAGGAGAUUGUAAAAGAUUGGCCUCUAAAAGGAGAAUGCGUAAGUGAUUUUCAAGAUCAAAUUGAGAGCAACGAUCUACUGUUUUGUGAUUUGGAUAUCCAACAAUAUGAUUUCACAUUAGACCCAAUGCAACAAACACUGGCUGAAGAACUAUCCGCAGAAUACACAGAAUCGGAUCUGCCCAAUAGUAGUGUCACCGAAACCAAUUUCAAUAUGGGUUUUGGUGAGAGGUCCGACAGAGUCAUACAAAAUUUGGAAGAUGUAGGUGACGAUUCAAAAUUUUCGGCUGCGACUCUGUCGGACGUAAAACAACCUCAGCCGUUUUUACUGUCCGAAGAUUAUGAAACCAAUCAAAUAGAAACCAGUAAUACAACAAGAGAAGAACAAAUAAAACAGUUAAGGCGUUAUAUCACUUACAUUGAAAUGAGAGAAAAAGUGCGGUCGUUCUUCAAGAAAACAACAGCUGAAUUGAAAUAUGAUUGGCUGAAGAAAGACAAGAAGUUGGAUAAUGCUGAUGGCAGGGAGCUGACAAGUUUUCCAUUUGAGCUUUAUAAUGCGACAGAUUUUUUGGAGAUACCCCCAGUUAAUGUGUCUGUACAAGUUGUUCAAGUGGGACAGCUGCCAGUUAGUGCUGCAGCUCAAAAUCCGGUGACUUGCGACCCUCGGGUCACUCAAGUGUCAGACGCCAGUCCCCCACAAUGCUCUGCAGAAAAUAGCCCUCAAGAUGAUCAGCCAACGAUCAAAACGGAAUACACAGAAUUGACUACGGCGGAAUUGACUUUACCUUUAAUGCAAAACUACGCGGCGGAACAUGACCAUGACCGUGUUCCACAUCUCUCGACUCUGGAAAAUAUUCCGAUCGAAACUGAAAUUAAGAUAGAGCUAAUGGAAGAAACAGAAGUGAAGGAAGAACAAUGUGACACGUAUGAUAACAACCACUCUCCGAGUAUGGACAAUCAAUAUUUAAACGACGUGGAUUACUCUUUUGCUCCUCAUGCUCCUAAUGCCACUCCUGUUUUGCAGACUGAUCAGGACUAUCAAGCUUUUUAUAAUUCAAAGCAUAAUACAUACCCAACUCAAUUGCAGUACCCAACACCAGUGCAACCGACACUACAAGAACUCGCAACACAACCAGAAUACCCGCAGCAAGAAUACCCGAUCAGAGAAGAAUACCGAACUCAACAAGAAUUCUCAACACAAGGGGAAUACACAACAAAAGAAGAAUACCCAACACAAGAUGAGUAUCCGACUCAAGAAGAAUACCCACCACAGACCGAAUACCCGCCACAAGUAGAAUACCAGCCACAUGAAGAAUACCGGCCGCAAGAAGAAUACCGGCCGCAAGAAGAAUACCGGCCGCAAGAAGAAUACCGGCCGCAGGAAGAAUACCGGCCACAAGAAGAAUAUCGUUCACAAGAAGAAUACCGUUCACAAGUAGAAUAUCCGCCACAAGAACAAUACCCGACACCAGAAGAAUAUUCGUCAGAAGAAAAAUACCCCCAGCAAGAAGAAUACGCGCCACAAGAAGAAUAUCCGCCACAGGAAAAAUUCUCGCCUCAAGAAGAAUAUCCAACGCAAGAAAAAUACGCCACAAACGAUGACUACUCGCCACGAGAUAAAUACCCAACACCAGAAGAAUAUCCUACGCCAGAAGAAUAUACUACACAAGAAGAAUUAUCAGAAGAACAGGAUUAUUCAAUACAAAAUUACGCAAGGAAAGAAAAUUACUCUACAAAACAAGAUUACUCUACAAAACAGGAUUACUCUACAAUACAGGAUUACUCUACAAAACAGGAUUACUCAACAAGACAAGAUUAUUCAAUACAACAAGAACCACCAACCCAGGAAAAAUAUUCAACACAACAAGAAAACCAAACACAAAAAGAACCGGAAUUACAACAAGAAAUGUCAACACAAGACCAACCAACGCAAAAAGAUAAUUCAACGUCACAAGAACAACCUAUACAAGAACAUCCAGCGCAAGAAGAAAACCCAAUACAAGAACAACCAAAGCAACAAAAUAGUUUGCCUGAGAAGACAGACCAAAUUGCGUGUGCUAUGAGUGCAGCGGGUAUUAGUGCCACAGCUGAGACUAUUGCGAAUACAAGAGCUCAAGCCUUAGUUAAUAUUCUAUCACAAAAGUUGACUACAAAUAACUUCGCUAAAGCGACACCUAUAAGCGCAGUAGCAUUACAGCAGGCCUUGGCGCAAAUCCUGCCACCGCCAUUAAAUCAGACAAAUUCCACUGAAAAUAAUCAGCAAAACCAAAACGCGUCGGCCACUCCACAAGUGUUACACAUCGUGCAAGGGAAAAACGCUUCUGGAAACCAAAUUACUUUAGUUGAUAACUCACAACCAUCAGUUAUCAAUGGACCCAACGCUACGCCUGUGUUACACAUCGUGCAAAAUAAGUCUGCUACUACUGGUGCUACUUCUAACGGUGCUACUACACAACAAACUAAUUCCUUCAGCGGCAUAUCCCUUGUAGACGCGGGCUUACAACAAGGCGGCAACCAACUACUCCAUAUUGUUAAUACAGGGAAUCAAAAGAACAGCAAUGCAACUGGACAACUUUUGAAGAGAGUAAACUUGUUGACAAACCUCGCGAAUGUCCAGGGUUCCAAUGAACAGAAAAUGGUACAGUUCGUGUGUAAAGACGGCAAAGCUAUUCAGCUGAAUGCGCCUCAUCAGCGAAGCAUGGUGCUAAGACUGCAACCAAUAGAAACUCCAAAUGUUCAAAACAAUGUUCAAAAUACACCUAAACCAGCUGAGAACCAGGACUUGAGUCCCACUUCUGCCGAUGCGAAUCAAGAAAUUAAGUCACGCUCGGUAUAUGAAGAAAACUACGCCCAAUUCAUUCAGAACUCCUCUACUAAAACCACAGUACCGGAAAAAUCUACCAGCCUGCCGAAAUUUAAUCAAGCCUUUGGAAAACCAGUGUUCCAAGAUGGCAGCGAAAAACCAAACGAUAUAAAUGCUAACAAUACUCAUUUAUCCGUGAACACAAAUUCCGAAGGCGAAUGCCAGUCAUCAGAAAAUGCCAUGAAUCUUGAUCAUAUUGGCCAGAUCGGCAGUCCACCAUUGUUGUUACGAAAAUCCGCGCCAACAUCUCAGCCACAAGCGAACUUAGUUCAACAAAUAAAACAGUCGAUGACUCCAGUUAACUUGCAAACAAUGCACGGAGGAGUGAUAUACACCAGACAAAUUCCCGUUAACAUCGGCGGGGGACAGACUAUCAAUUUAAUUACCGUACCGAGUACUGAAUUAGUUGAUGAGUCUGGUCAAAAACAGCAGCAAGCAAGCACUCAAAAUGAAAUGGAGUCGCCGAUCAUAAAAAUUGUGCCUCAAAAAGCAUCUGGCAGCGAGGGAUCUUCUGAAGAUGGGAACGCGCAAAUGAAUGGGCAAAAUGAAAGUAAUCCAAAUCCACAACCUCAACCACAGCCGGUUUUAACUCAAAUGCGUAUAAAGCUCCCGAUGCUCAGCAAGACGCCGCAAAUGGUGUCCGGGGGGAGAGUAGUAAGACCGUCCUUUUUCCAGAUACAAAGGAACGUGAUUGGGGGCGCUAACCAACCUGUUUAUCAGCAGCUAGUAUUGACAGCUGCCCCUCCGCUUGGCCAAACUAUCAGGCUUCCGCAAACUCAGACAAGCCGACAAGUCAAAGUUCCGAAUGAAAACCAGUCAUCACCGGAAUCGCAGAUGAGUUCGUCUACUCUGGAGCAGCUGAGAGAAUUCGACAUGGUUCUAGAGCAAGUGAAAGAGAGAAGCAGUGUUCCUCCGAACUCAAACUCGAGUAAUACGUUUCCCAAAAUGCACACACCACAGACUUCGGAUACAACUGACGGUUCAUCAUCUGCGAGCUCAUCAUCACCAACAGAGGCUACGCAACAGGUGUUAUAUUCGAUUGGCAACAACCACCAGCAAUUGAAUGUAGCAUACGUUAAUCGAAAAGCAUCUGCAUCGACACCAAGCACAUCUUAUGUCAGAUCACCGGACUCAUCUGGGAUCGUGGACUCUCCCACAUCUUCGACUCACUCUCAAAUACCACACACGGUGACGUCAGAACCAUCACACUCCGAAACACCACCUCAACCAAAGCCGAAAAGUUCAAAAUCAAAAUCGCGGCCUAAAGCGUCUUCCCAUCCGCCUAAUACAAUGAAGAUUACCGUUCCACCGAAAACAUCUACUCAGAAACCGCUCGAAGACGAACAAACUACACAAAGGAUACUUUAUAUUUUGGCAGAGUAUAAAGAGCAAGUGGAGAAUUCGCCUGAUAAAGAUAAACCAGCACCGCGGAGGAGGACAAACCCUCCUUCGAAUCCCUCUGGUUCUCACAAGCGCAAGAAGAGUUCAAGUGGAUCAAGACGCCACGGUCGUGAGCUCAGCCCGAUCGGAGACGAUACGUGUAGAACAAUGGGCUCCGAAGACAGCAGCUGUGGCACGUCUCAAGGAGACUGCAACGAGAGCUGCUUAGAUAGCCAUUCGCCUCAAGAUAGUCCGCGGAAAGUGGUCCGCAAACUGACGUUCGAGCACGAGAUUCCUCCGCAACAACAACCGCGGCCGCAGCCGCAGCGAAACGUCAUCGUCGCUGACGGCCAGACGAUCACCGUAGCGCGUGGUACAGCAGGAAAACCAGCGACAGCCGUUCUGAUGCCAGCGAAUUAUAUCUUACCAGUGUCUAUGGUCAAAGGGGGUCAACAGAUCGCUAUAGUCACGAACCGCGGACCGAAGUUGCUGACUGUUAGCGGGGGUGAAGGUGGGGCUACAAAUGCGCUUUUGCUGCAACGGCUGAUUGGCCCGGCUGGGUUGAAACCUGUUUUAACCAGGCCGGGAGUUCGUCAUGUCAGGCUACCGACAGCAGCGCUGCAUAACCUUCAAGCUUUCAACUUGGCUACUGCUACGGCUGCCCAGCCUCCCGAUAGCACCGCGUCACCGGCGCCGGCGCCGACUCCUCCCGAACUAGUGGACACUCGGGCGAACAGUUCGCCGUGGACUGACCGGGACGGGAGCGACGUGAAGCCGGAGCGAGGUUCGAGCCCGGAAGGGUCAGAACCGUGGCACCUGCCCACUGGUGAACCCCACGACUAUUCGUAUGAAGAUACAGUUCGGGCGGACAACCUCGGAAGGACAGUGCUUGUGGUGCAGAGGAGAGACGGGACCAGACAACACCGGCUCACCCACGUCUCAGCCGCCGCGUUGAGGCACAAAUACGCUAUACUGGAGCACGAAUUGAGGCUACAGAAAUCACUAUCGGAGGAGUGCGAAGACUUAGGUGUGGACUCGCCGUCUGCGUCGGAACUGUUCCCUGAAGCGGAGUUGCUGUUCGCCGCGUCGCCUGCGCACGAUCACAACCAAGAGCAGGGGCAUCAUUCGCACACACCUCAACCAAACCACAUCCAAGCUAGCAUCCCGCAACCAGACAUGGACGACCAGAUAGCCACCGACCAGUUACUAUCCCGGGAGGAUAUCCCGGACGACCAGCAGGAGAUUCCGAUAGGCUUGGAGGAUGUGGUGGGGACGCCCUUACCAGCGCCUCUGGACGCGGAGGAGUUUGCUAGGGCACACCCUAAUACGACUUUCCACAGUGAGCCGACGGAUGAUGGCGAGGUACAGCAAUUCACGAUAAGCGGGCUGAAGGCGCGUCACAUAACGUCCACGAUAUUCCACGCCACACGCGCGCCAGCCACCGUUCUUAUGGCGGCUCCUCAGACCACCGUCAUAUCCCAAGCGCCGCCUGACGCUGCUCACACCGUCAAGUAUGAUACUUUAGACAACAUGAUACAUACCAUACCUUCCCACAAUGGGAAUAUCAACCUAUCCUCGGUCCUCGUCAAAGAUGAAGGCCUUACCAGGUUUGAUCUACUUAACGACACGAGAGAACUACACCUGUCGAAUACAGCGUCAACAAUAGUACACUCUGCGGGCAACGCGACGCAAGUCAUCAGGCGAGUGUGCUACGAAGACGACAAACGAUUCCUCAUGGAUGAACCUGAAGCUUUGAUAGCUGGAGAUGACGCAAAGAUGAUCGGAGAAGACAGCCGCGACGAGACUCUGCAGUCGAUGGCGGAUGUAGAAGAUGAUAGGUCCUCGCCGGAACGCCACGCGGAAUUGUUUUGGGAGUCGAAUUCCGCGUCAGAACGGUCAGACGGCAGGCGGCCUCUCGACUUUAGUAGUGACAGCGAGAAAUGCUGCAAGAGUCCGUCGUAUGAUGAGACUAAUUCAACCGAUUCCAGCGGAGUCGGCACCCAUAUGAGAUUGGAUUCGGUCAUCAAAGACGCGAGGGGAAUGGAACGCACUGGCAGCGCUGACGGGUCCUCCGCUGAUGAUAACCACCCGCCGCUUCGCACGUACCCGCCUAAAAGAACUUACCAUCCAAUCGACGGGGAUAUGGAGCGCAGCCUGUCCGGGAAAACCCGGGCUGGGGAAAGAUCUCCGGGCGACCCGGACAGCCGGCGUCGAGCGUCCGGACGCGGCGUGGUCAAGCGCGGCUGCCAUUGCUGCAACGGCUCCCCUGCCCCCUCCCGCCCCAAGAAAUCGCGACAGCGAAAACCAACCAUUGACUUCACGACGAAUUAAGACUUAAUCCCCCUUAUUACAAAAAGUUAGACUCGGUUUUAACCCUGGUUUAAAUUGCCAUUCAGUAUGGAAAUAACAUUUUAAACCAGAGUUCCGUUCGUCCCGGGAACUUUUUUGUAAUAAGGCCCUAUGUGAUCUAUUUGUACUUCGGGCGCCAGACGCCCCCCAGACUGAACUGCGAUCUCUUUACUGAUGAGGUUACACUUCUUUAGGUAAUAAAAUUGUUGAAAUUGUUUUGUAUAUAAUUUUAUAUGUAACUACCGGUAGCUAAGUUCGCGUCGGAUACUAUGCGAUGUAUUUUGUUAAUGUUUACUUACGUUCGAGUUAGUAGUUCCUUUUAGGUGUUAUUUUUCGCUAAGUUUUUACUAAAGUGUCACCUAUGAGUUCAAAUUUGUUUCUUGCGGAUCGAGAUAAGUUUUUUAAUGAUUGUUAAAACUUUACUUCUUGUAAUAUAUCCAUAUACAUAUUGUAUUGAUAUGUAACUGUAUAAAAAUGUAUUUCUAUAGGUUACCUCCAUUAUAGAAGUAAGCGUUUCCGUUAGUGAAUACAGGCCAUACUCAAAUGUGAAUUUAAUCGUCUUUUAGCGGUAUAGUGAUAAUGUAUUUAGUUGAAUCAUAGCUCUUCAUAUAAAUGAUGCUAGACUGAUGUUGUCGUUCGGUUAGCGUAGCCACGCGUUGGGCGCCAACGUUUUGUACUUGUUUCGUUUUGGUACUGUAUUAACGCUUAGCUUUAGUUGGUAAGCAACUUCCACGAGAACUGCACAAAUUGAAAGAUUCAAAGACGACGGGAGCUUUAAAGUUUAAACUUCAUGCGUGUUAUUUUUGAGAUUUCCUUUUUGGUAAACAUUAUUCGUGGUAAUAUCCGUGCCAAUGCGAGUUUGUCGCGGUUUUCUGCGCUUGUUCCAAAGGGCGUUGUCGCUAUAUUAUUAUAUAAAUUAUUAACAUUUUAUAGUAGCGAUGUGUUAAGCUAGUGUGAAUUUGAUAUCCAUGUAAAUAUACUUCGUCCCCGCGUUGUUCAAGGGGGUCUCUAGUCACUAUAGUACCGAUAUAAUAGUGUUUAUCUACGAUACCGAGGAGCCCAGUGGUGUACUUUUGCCCACGGCUUUGUUUGGCUCUGAGCCGUAUACAGUUUAUUUCACGCAGUAUUUUAUCGCUUAUGUAUAUAAAAUGCCCAUGUAUCGAUUCACGUCGCGACAUUUAUCAGCGAAAAUCUAAUUUCGCGGUUAAGGGCGACUCAUUCCGAAUUGUAUAUAGAGAGAGGGGUGUUUAAAAUUAGUGAAUUUAGUGGGCGGACGUAUUAUAGUGAAAAUUGUAACUGAAAUGCACUCAAUGGGUUGGCGAAUAAACAAUAUUUCAGAAAUUCAUGUAGCUGUAAGAUAGGAGUAUUAGGGAAAGAAGACGAAGGCACUAAUCAAUCCAGUGUAAUGAUUAUUGUAUUUUAUCGACAACUCGAUGUAAAUCGUUCCGUUUUGGAUAGUAAUUUUCUGCCAUCUUUUAACGUAAGAUUCAAUUUUUAUAUAAUCCAAUAUGAUGUUGUUAUUGUUCGAAACGUUGUAGGUGAAUUUACCUCCGAUAUUACUAUCAAACAUACAGUAUUCAAUGCGUUUUUGUUAAACUUUUCACUUAGAACUUAUUAGCUGUAAAGAAAACUAAUCUUUAGGAAGUUUCAUCAUUAUUUUUUUUAUUAAUUGAACCUGAUGUUUUCUUGUUUAUGUAAACUUAUUUUUAAAACUGCUGCAGACGAAAAUGAUCAUUAAAAUGUAUCUUUUAAAAAGUCCUAUGUUUUUAUUUAUAUGUUCACUAAUUAGUUUCCUUCGUUGCCGGGCUCAGUCCGGCAUCGUUUGUCUUGUUGGUUUUUGCGGGUAGAUAUAAUAUUCUUGUAAAUAUACACACUUGUAGUUUAAAUAUUGAAUUUAAAAAUUGUAUGAGAAACACGUGAUGUUCUGGAUAAUAAAUGAUACAAGAAUAUAAACAA
Ostrinia nubilalis (European corn borer) is the source of this 15021-nucleotide messenger RNA. RefSeq lists its product as uncharacterized. The record is from RefSeq and is a predicted model, not a curated record. The coding region runs from base 847 to 13047 and encodes 4066 amino acids. NCBI's taxonomy places the organism in Eukaryota, Metazoa, Arthropoda, Insecta, Lepidoptera, Crambidae. The transcript has 5 exons.